GCGGCUAUAUAUUGGGAGGCCCCGCUGUUCCUCCUCCUCCUGGCACUAGUCCGGCCGCUCUCCCGCCUUCAGUCCUCGGUGCUGGAUGAUGAUGGCGGUCUGUAGAUUCCUCCCGACUCUCCGGAGAGGCCUGAGCCUGCAGAGGAGCAGCCCCGGCCAGGUCUGCGCCUGUUACUUCUCCACAUCCGGUUCACACGGCGCCAAGUUCUACAGCGAUCCGGUGGAGGCGGUGAGGGACAUCCCGGAUGGAUCCACGCUGCUCGUUGGCGGCUUCGGCUUGUGCGGUAUUCCUGAGAAUCUUAUCGGGGGUCUCCUUAAAACUGGCGUGAAGGGAAUAACGGCCGUGAGCAACAACGCCGGAGUCGACGACUUCGGCCUGGGGUUACUCCUGAAGAGCCGGCAGAUCAAGCGCAUGGUGUCCUCCUACGUCGGGGAGAAUGUGGAGUUUGAGAGGCAGUACCUUCAAGGAGAGCUGGAAGUGGAGCUGGUCCCUCAGGGAACCCUUGCAGAGAAGGUUCGGGCCGGCGGCGCAGGUAUCCCAGCGUUCUAUACGCCCACGGGUUACGGCACGUUGAUCCAGCAAGGAGGAGCGCCUAUAAAAUACAAUAAAGAUGGCAGCGUAGCGAUCGCCAGCAAACAGAAAGAGGUGAAAGAGUUUAAUGGGCGCCAGUUUGUUAUGGAGGACUCAAUCACUGGAGACUUUGCAUUGAUUAAGGCCUGGAAAGCGGAUCGUGCCGGGAACGUUGUAUUCAGGAAAACCGCAAGAAACUUCAACCAGCCGAUGUGUAAAGCAGCAAAAGUGACGGUGGUGGAGGUGGAGGAGAUCGUGGAUACCGGAAGCUUUGCACCAGAAGACAUCCACAUUCCCAGCAUUUACGUAGAUCGGAUCAUUAAGGGUGAAGGCUAUCAGAAAAAAAUCGAGAGGCUCACGUUGAGGAAAACGGAAAAGUCCACGCCAAAACCGAAGAAAGAGUCUGACCUUGUAAGAGAGCGGAUCAUCAGACGAGCCGCCCUGGAGUUCCAGGAUGGGAUGUAUGCAAAUCUGGGUAUCGGGAUCCCAAUGCUGGCGAGCAACUUCAUAUCGAAAGAUAUCACUGUGCACCUACAGAGCGAGAACGGCGUCCUAGGCCUGGGCCCCUACCCCACAGAAGAUGAAGUGGAUCCAGAUCUCAUCAACGCAGGUAAAGAAACCGUCACGGUCCUUCCAGGAGCAGCGUAUUUCUCCAGUGACGACUCCUUCGCCAUGAUCAGAGGGGGCCAUGUGGAUCUGACCAUGUUGGGCGCCAUGCAGGUUUCUAAAUACGGAGAUCUGGCAAACUGGAUGAUUCCCGGCAAGAUGGUGAAGGGCAUGGGCGGCGCCAUGGAUCUGGUUUCCAGCUCCGGAACAAAAGUAGUUGUGACUAUGGAACAUUCGGCCAAGGGGGGAACCCACAAAAUUCUGGAACAGUGCAACUUACCGCUCACCGGUAUGCAGUGCGUGGACCGGAUCAUUACAGAGAAGGCCGUCUUUGAUGUGGACAGGGAGAAGGGGCUGACCCUGAUAGAAGUGGCCGAAGGGCUCUCCGUAGACGAUAUAAAGAAGUGCACUGGCUGUGACUUUGCAGUUUCUCCUGACCUGAAGCCUCUGCAGCAGAUCAGCAACUGAAGGUUUUGUGAAUAUUUGUGGUGGUGGAGGAGCACCCUGUCCUACAGAGAUGGAUGUCUACCAACUAGGACCCGUUUACUGACAGUGGUGACUUGUUACAUAGGGCUGGGGGAGAGAUGGGGAUUAAUAAAAAUAAAUUGUAGUUUUGAUUAACA
Messenger RNA from Bufo gargarizans (Asiatic toad), 1800 nucleotides. RefSeq names its product 3-oxoacid CoA-transferase 1 (gene OXCT1). NCBI's taxonomy places the organism in Eukaryota, Metazoa, Chordata, Amphibia, Anura, Bufonidae. Gene Ontology annotation, molecular function: succinyl-CoA:3-oxo-acid CoA-transferase activity. The transcript is spliced from 17 exons. Gene Ontology annotation, cellular component: mitochondrion. Bases 86 to 1645 code for a protein of 519 amino acids. Gene Ontology annotation, biological process: ketone body catabolic process. The record is from RefSeq and is a predicted model, not a curated record.